AUGGAGACUCCUCUUGAGAAGGCCCUGACCACCAUGGUUACCACUUUCCAUAAAUAUUCAGGGAGAGAGGGAAGCAAGCUGACCCUGAGCAGGAAGGAACUGAAGGAACUGAUCAAGACAGAGUUGAGUCUCGCAGAGAAGAUGAAGGAGAGCAGCAUCGAUCACCUGAUGAAGAGCCUGGACAAGAACAGUGACCAGGAGAUCGACUUCAAGGAGUACUCGGUGUUCCUCACCACGCUGUGCAUGGCCUACAAUGACUUCUUCCUGGAGGACAAGUAA
Molecule: messenger RNA, 279 nt
Organism: Chionomys nivalis (European snow vole)
Lineage: Eukaryota; Metazoa; Chordata; Mammalia; Rodentia; Cricetidae
Gene: S100a5
Product: S100 calcium binding protein A5
Exons: 2
Coding region: 1-279 (92 amino acids)
Cellular component (GO): cytoplasm; nucleus
Molecular function (GO): transition metal ion binding; calcium ion binding
Source: RefSeq, a predicted model, not a curated record